AUGGUACAUGCUCUCGAUCAAGGUGUUGGUUAUGGAAUAGUCCUUGGAUUUGGGGCGUUCUUUGCCAUAGUAAUGACGCUUUUAACACUCGCACAAAAACGAUAUUUGAGUGAAUAUCAGUCAAGUGAAAUGUUUAUGACAGCACAUAGAUCUGUGAAAACGGGUUUAGUCGCUUCUGCUGUGGUCUCAUCAUGGACAUGGGCUGCUACUCUACUUCAAUCCUCAACGGUCGCUUUUAAAUACGGAGUUUCUGGUCCAUUUUGGUAUGCGUCUGGUGCUACAGUACAAGUUUUACUUUUUGCAAUUUUGGCAAUAGAAUUGAAACGCAGAGCACCAAACGCACAUACAUUCUUAGAGAUUGUUAAUGCUCGAUACGGGAAACCUGCGCAUAUAGUUUUUUUAUUCUUCGGUUUGGCCACUAAUAUGGUCGUAACCGCAAUGUUAUUAUUGGGUGGUUCUGCUGUAGUCAAUGCCAUUACGGGGAUGAAUGUCAUCGCUGCUUGUUUCUUAUUACCUUUGGGUGUCAUUAUCUAUACACUGUUUGGUGGUCUAAAAGCAACAUUUCUUACAGAUUACGUGCACACAACUGUAAUUUUUGUCAUCAUUCUCUCAUUCGUAUUCACCGUCUACGCAACAAACGAAACAAUUGGUUCUCCAUCAAAAAUGUACGAUCUCUUAAUUGCUGCCUCACAAAAACGUCCGGUUCAAGAUAAUGAAGAUGGUUCUUACGUGACAAUGCGCUCAUUACAAGGUUUGAUUUUCGGUAUCAUAAAUAUUGUCGGAAAUUUCGGGACUGUGUUUGUCGAUAAUGCUUACUGGCAACGCGCUAUCGCUGCAAGACCUUCGAGCACCGUAAAAGCUUAUCUAAUUGGUGGAUUGGCCUGGUUUGCCAUUCCAUUUACGCUUGCUACAACAAUGGGUCUUGCUGGUGUUGCUUUAGAAUCUUCUCCAAGUUCAGGUUGGCAAACUUUGAGCGACGAAGAUGUUUCUGCUGGAUUGGUUGUUCCGAAUGCGGCAACCGCUCUGUUGGGCAAAUCCGGUGCUUUUGCUGUAUUAGUAUUGGUGUUUAUGGCUGUAACGUCUGCCUUAUCUGCUGAGCUUAUUGCAGUCUCUUCUAUCUUCACUUAUGACAUCUUUCGUGCUUAUAUUCAUCCUGGUGCUAGCGGCAGACAAGUUAUUCACUUUUCACAUCUUGCUGUUACCAGCUUUGGACUUUUCAUGGGUGUUCUUGCUGUGAUUCUUCGUGCUAUCGGCGUUGAUUUGGGAUACAUGUAUUUGUUAAUGGGGAUUAUCUCAUCACCUGCUGUAAUACCAGUAGCAUUUACAUUGACAUGGAAAAAGCAAACAAGCAGGGCAGCAAUUGCAGCACCUUUGUUUGGAGUCGUAGCUGGAAUUUCAUGUUGGUUAGGCACUGCUCAAAGCUUGUAUGGUGAAGUUACUUUGUCUUCAACAGGCAUGAAUUACCCAAUGUUGGCUGGAAAUCUAGUUUCUCUCAUUUCAUCUGGACUAGUAACCACACUUUGGUCACUUAUAGCACCAGAUGACUUUGACUUUAAUAUCACUCGAACAAAACUCGAACAACUAACUGACGACGAAGUUAAUAAUGUGCAAAUAGAUCCAAAAGAAACCGAUCCAAUUCUAUUAAAGAAAGCAUCUCGAUUUGCCAUCUGGAGUUCAGUUCUCUUGACGGUUGUGUUGAUUAUCAUCUGGCCAAUACCAAUGUACCUCACGUCUUAUGUAUUUUCGAAACCAUUCUUCACAUUUUGGAUUGCGUUGAGCAUUAUUUGGGCGAUUUGUUCGACGUUUGCUGUUGCCGUGUAUCCG
Molecule: messenger RNA, 1824 nt
Organism: Ambispora leptoticha
Lineage: Eukaryota; Fungi; Glomeromycota; Glomeromycetes; Archaeosporales; Ambisporaceae
Source: the annotation of a GenBank genome assembly